Messenger RNA from Megachile rotundata (alfalfa leafcutting bee), 5724 nucleotides. It is a transcript of the gene milt, whose product is annotated as trafficking kinesin-binding protein milt. The record is from RefSeq and is a predicted model, not a curated record. Lineage: Eukaryota; Metazoa; Arthropoda; Insecta; Hymenoptera; Megachilidae. Gene Ontology annotation, molecular function: myosin binding. Gene Ontology annotation, biological process: vesicle transport along microtubule; mitochondrion distribution; protein targeting. Gene Ontology annotation, cellular component: cytoplasmic vesicle; mitochondrion.
AAAGUACAAAAAUUUCACAGAAUAUAUGCAGCAGGUUACAUAGAAGGUUUAAUAACUUGAAUACAUCAAACUAUAUUUUGUUUUGUUUUUGUUGUUACUUUGAUCAGGUCACGUAUGUAUCAGUUCGUUGAUCCACAAAUAUCAUCACUGCAAAUAAAUAGAAAAGAAUUGUUCGAUCAACAGUAUGAUUGACACUUUGUGGUCGCUUGCAAAAUCGUUAUCGAUCGUACGAUCGCACGUAUUGGAGUUACCGAUCAAUUGUCCCCUUAUCAGUUUGCUAUAGCGCAUUCAUAGGAAUUCAAACAAGUCCUUUUUUUCAAUCAAUAGCCUGAUACGCUUUCAAUUGUUUUUUAAUCAGUUCGUAUUCCUGAUAAAAACGAUACCGGCUCUCUUGUUCCGAUAAAACGAUUUCAAGCGUUGUUUCGACUGAAAAUGACCUUGUGCAUUUACAACAAGGUAAAUAGUACGCUUUCGAAACUAUCGUUGCCAUUAAUUUACGAAAAAAAAAUCAUCGAGCUAUUUGAUUACCGUUUAAAAAGUGUAUCAUUUAACAGCGAACACUGGAUUAAUUAUGUGAAUGAAAGGGGAACGAAGAGAAACAGAAACAUUUUACGCAAAAAUUUCACGACGAAAUCACCUUCGAUAAUUUAACGAACAGAGAAGAUUGAAAAGAUCUCGAUCACUAUCGAGAUCGAGAUGCGAUUAUCGUGACAUGAGUAACGAUCACCCGGAGCAAUCGUACCUGAAAUCUGGCGCGAAAUUCGAAAGAGCAGGGACAGGAAAUUGUCACGAUGCCACACGGGAAACGAGUAAAAGUAGAAUCUCGGAAGAGCGCGCGAGAGGAAGUGGCGUUGGAUCAGAAAAAAGUUCCCAGAGAACGUUGGAGGAUUCCCAGGAAGAUUCAUCUUGGAAAACAAUCGAACGUUCCCAGGAGGUUAAUUUUGCUUCGAGAACGGGCGAAAGUCUUUUAGAGCGUGUCGCUGCUGAACAAGAAAGUGCUGCAUGGAAAAGCAAUGAAGAUAAUUCGCGAACUUCCUGGACACUGAAGUCGACAACUUGCGAUAAUCUAUUGAGAAAUUUCAAGAGAAAGUACUUUUGGAAAUCGGAAAAGAGUUCGAAGGUUUUGCGUAAGAUGAACGAUAGGUCGUCGGAGUCAAAGGAACAUGUUCAAGGAAGUCCAGUAGAAACGAACGAACCGAACACUUCCUGGAGGUUGACAAGUACCCCCGUAUCGGAACCGGAUUCUCCACGGGUGCCAACGUUCAAUAGUUUGGCCCUAGACGUGUCGUAUGCCGGCUUGGACACUUCCGGUUUUCUCGAUCUCGAAUCCUCGAGAAAGUCGCACGAUGAAGAUCCGCCGGAACUCUGGGAAGAUUUCAGUGUCGUGGAAUGCUUGGAUAAGAAGCUCCUGAACGACGAAAGUACACCGGAAGAAAGGGUCGAAGCAUUAAGAGAAAUUUUGGCGGACACCGAUAUCCACGAAGGAGAUGGAAUCGUUUCGGACUUUUUGUUUCACGUUGCCAAAACGAAACACGGGAAGAUUUAUAUCAGGGUUAUUAGAACGAUGCUUAUCAAUCGAGUUCUAUGUAGCAGUCGGGUGAGCCAAAUGACCAAGACCUAUAAUGACAUAGAAGCAGUCACAAGGCUUCUGGAGGAGAAAGAGAAGGACUUGGAACUGACCGCACGUAUCGGUAAAGAACUUUUAUCGCACAACCAAAAACUUGAAACUACGGUCACCAGUUUGGAGUCCGACUUGAAGGAAGCCAAUGAAAGGAUCACUCAACUUACACAUGAACUUACGAAGAAAACAGAAUUAAUUCAGAUACUUACAAAUGAUGCCGAAGAAACGAGCUCCGAAGCCAGCACGCCCACCGGAUUACGGGGCAUUAAUCUAGACAUGAUGCAAAAGAAAAUCAGUUGUCUUGAAGAUGAAAAUAAACAAUUGAGAAGCGAAUUUGCCAAACUAAUGCACGAUGCUGAUCAUUCAGAGGAACAGGAGGCAAAACUUGUUAAAGAUAUUGCUGCUCAACUCGCAAAUGCAAAUAUGGAAGUAGAUGGAAUAGCAGAUGAGCUCGAUAGACAGAAAGAGGAGAAUCGAUUACAGCAUGAACAAAUUGUUAGUUUGACCGCAAAAUUAGCUGAAGCGGAAUUGAGACUGGCACAGUUAAUAGCCGAACAUGACGAAAUGGGAACUACUUUGCUAAUCACUAGGGACAAUCAGAAUACCCUGGCAACUGAGUUGGCCGAAUUCAAAGAUCGAUAUGCAGAGGUGGUGAAUUUAUUGGCUGAAACUCAAGAACAACUUCGUAAACAACGAAAAAGAGGAAUGCCAACCGUUAGGGGAGGAUCGUUGUUCCCCUCAAUGGGUGCAGCUCCGCAACCAGAUUCUAUUGCAUCAGAAUUGGAAUCGUCUCUUUAUUCUGAGCUGAGCUUAGAUUCUGGAAUCAGCGCUGAUAGGAUACCAACUUACAAAAAAGUCUUUGAAACGGUCAGGAGUGCUUCAAGGAAUUCUUACACGGUUGAAAGUAAUCAAUUCCCAAGGAUAGGUUCGAUGACUACAUCAACUCUGUCUAGUGGUUCUACUGGGCCACGGAUGAGUUGUGGACAAAUUCGACCCAUUACAUCUAUGUAUCCUAGUUUAGAUUCCACCGGUCACAGCGAUUCGGAAGGCUCCCUCAUUACAGACUCUGAGGAGUAUCCUGGUCCACAAAAAACGGGUGUACCAGGAGCUCCUGGAGCAGCAGACCUCGAGGCAGCUCUUCGUAGAUUGACACCCGCAGAAGUUCUAACAAGACGUGCAUGCCUUAGCACUGGUACAGGAUACAGUUAUGAUUAUGAUGCUGGAACUCAUUCACCCUCGACCUUCGUACCACUCGGUUGUAGAACUCCGGAUAGUAUCAUGUCCACUGGAAGUAGCGGAAAUUUGAGUGGUUACAGUGGAAAUUCUUGGAGAAUUCCUGAAAAAUUGCAAAUAGUAAAACCCAUCGAAGGUUCACAAACAUUGCAUCAUUGGACACAAUUGGCAACCCCUACUUUAGGUGGUCUUUUGGAGGAACGGCCAGGAGUGAAAACACGAGGAGGACGUGGCUUAGAAGACUUAGGCCUUGUCACUUUCACUUUAAGUGACCUUGAAGAAGAUGAAGAAUAUACGAACCCUGGAAAAUUAUUUCAAGAUACGGGUUCUGUAUAUACGUUUACUAACAGUACUGUACUUCACCCCGAUGAUCAUACCAGUGUAACUCCCAGUGUUGUGGGUAGUAGAGUCGCAACUGCACCCAGUAGCGCUUUAAAUUCUGGAAUGAGUACUCCACGUACUUUAAGUAGGAGGAAUUCAACUUCGACGUUUUCAACGACUCUCGGACUCGCAAAAAUGCUAAACGAAAGAGGCAUAAAAGCUGUAACACCUUCUUCGGUGAGGACGCCCAGUGACGAGAGAAAUUUUACACCCACCGCGACACCUUGCAAUAGUCCUGAUGCUAGUCCUCCAGAAAGUCGAUCAAGUUCACCAAUCAGGGAUAGUGGACUUUCCCUGGGAUUAUUAUCCAGUGGUGCAGAAUUAUUAAAGAGAACGUUUGGUGGAGAACCAGAGCCAGUACAAAGAAAGCGGACCGUAAUCUCCAGGUCCGACAAAAAAGCACUUACCAGUAUCCGUUUAGUAGAAAAACUCGAAAGAAUUGGUAUUGAUACUAUAAUGGCUACAACGGUUGGUUCCUCCAUCUCUCCAUUAGCACUUCAAGGUUCUCUAUAUACCAGGCGUACUACAGAAAGUCCAAUGGCUCAAUUAACCUUCCUGAAAAACUCGAUGUCCUCGAGUGGAAGUCAAGAAAAACUUUCGCCUUCUUCCACUGCAAGUGAUUCUGCGGCAACGAAACGGAAAAUUAUUGGAAAGAAACAAGACGAGUCUAUAUCAAAUAGAGAAUCAAACAGACAAAGGAGAACUGGUGCUAGGGCCACGAGACCUGAUCUUGGACAGGUUACGUCUGCAGUUCCUGUCACAGUUACAAAAGAAUCUCCUGCGCAAUCCGCUUUGGGAACUAUUAGCUCGCUUCUGUUUGGGCGAAAGGGUGGAUUACUUUGAAAGCAUUGUUUACUGUGCGUUGAGUAAUUUAUGAAAAACUUGAAUAAGGUUUUAGUAGAAGGUAAUGAAAGAUUGUCGGAGCGAUGGUAAAAUGGACAAUUUACUGCCUUUCCGUUAAAUUUGCUUCGUAAUAUUAUUUAACGAUAUUACAAACUAAUUUCUUUUUUGUAAUUUUUCAAUUUUAUACAUAAAUUUUAACGUACAGAUAUAGGACGAGCAGAAACAUUUUCAAGUAUAAUCAAAAUGUCGUAUACAAGAUGCAUUAUAAUACAAAGACUAGAACAUUUAUUAUCUUCGUGUGAUUUGAAUCAUGAUUUAUUUGCAUUGUAAGUAAAUGAAAUACAUAACUUUUUACACUAACUUCAUUUAGACAUGUUAUGUAUUUCGAUUACAGAAGCAUGAUAUUUUAUGUAAAAGUUAACAUUUUAUUUUUUUUAUAAGUUAUAUCAUCUUCGGCCUAAUUGAUAACAAUUUUCCCGUUUAUUUUUACAAAACAUCAGUAUAAAUAAUCAGUAGUACUUAAUAAUAGUUAAACAUUCCUUUAAUCAUCAUAAUUGUUCUCUUUUCUUUUUUUGGAGUUCAGUAUAAAUUUUCCUGUGUAAUUAGUGGAAAAUGUUUCAAUAUUACUUUUAUUAAAAAGUAUAAGUCUAUAAUUGAAUAUUUUUUAAAGCUCGACUACUGGAAUAUUUUCUGUAGUGUGAUAAACAAUAUAGUUUAUUCCAAAGCUCACAGUAUUAUACUUAAUUAUAAUUUUUCUAGAGUUUAUUUUUUCAACGCUCCGACGAUCUGUAGUUACGGAAAAUGUGAACUUCAUUAAUUUUAAUUUUAAUUUUACAAGACAGCUAUUUCGUGGUGGAUAUUGUUUUUCGUAAUCGUUUGUCGUAAGCAAAUGAUUUGUAUUUGAAAAGCAGAAAAGAUAUCACCUAGAAUGAUUUAGUUAAAAAACAAUGAAUUUGUAAAUGGUUAUUUUAGUGUUCAUGGUUAAACAAAGGUCAAUUUAGGUGCGUGAAUAUAAAUAAUUUAAAGUUAUUAGUUUAUACAUACGUAAAAACCAAAUGAGAUAGGAGAAUGUAUUAUAUAAAUUAAUUUGCAUCGUGUAGAAAAUAACAUAACGUCGUAGUAAAUACUUAAAAAUAGUUAGAACGUUUCAACCAUGUAAUUAUGAACUGCUACAUUUUAUUUAAUGCGAUUUUUAUAAAUAGUAUUGGCAUUUUAAACUUAAGUUUUUUUCAUAAAAAACGUUUGAUUCACUUAUUCGAUGCGCGUUACACUUUGUUACUGGAAAGGUUCAGUUUUAAAAAAAAACAAAACGGAACAAAAUUAGUUAACUUGCAAUUUGUCGUAUCACUUAAAUACUUCUAGUUAUUUUUUAAUUUUGUGCGCGCCAAAAUGCCCAAAAACGAUGAUAGAAUGCUACUGAAAACAGCAACGUUAAUAAUGCACGUAAAAUGUAAAACUGACUACACUUAUAGUCAACCGUGAUAAAAAUAAAUUACUUCAUAAGGAAGUGAUAAGGAUUGUACAAGAAUGUAUGAUCAAUUCGAGUAGUGAAGUUUAAUAAAAAUCGCAGCGAAUUUUGUAAGUCGAAGCACAAUUUUUAAGAACAACGUUUUAGGGUGCUUUACAUUGUAUUCUUUUCUUUUAAU